Molecule: messenger RNA, 671 nt
Organism: Drosophila miranda
Lineage: Eukaryota; Metazoa; Arthropoda; Insecta; Diptera; Drosophilidae
Product: calcium load-activated calcium channel
Exons: 3
Coding region: 49-615 (188 amino acids)
Biological process (GO): endoplasmic reticulum calcium ion homeostasis
Cellular component (GO): cytoplasm; endoplasmic reticulum; endoplasmic reticulum membrane
Molecular function (GO): calcium channel activity
Source: RefSeq, a predicted model, not a curated record
CCGCGGUCACACUGCAUUGCAUUCAAUUAACAUAAAAUAAGUGGAAAAAUGUGGUCUGACACAAUAUUGAUAGUUUUUAUAUCCGUCUGCACAGCCUUUUUGGGCGAAGAUUUUACCUUAAAAGGGCUCACCUGGGUCUUGGUGUACCGCACCGAAAAAUAUCAAAAGCUGAAGACCGAAGUGGAAAAGCAGAGCAAGAAAUUGGAACGCCGUAAGGAAAUCCAUGGCGACUCACUGGACAAGGCGGUGAAAAAGAAAAUCGAGCGCGAUGAGGAGAAACUCAAGAACAAUAACAGGGACUUGUCGCUGGUGAAGAUGAAGUCGAUGUUUGCUACUGGCUUUGCUUUCACCGCUCUGCUGAGCAUGUUCAAUAGCAUAUUCGAUGGACGUGUUGUUGCCCAACUGCCCUUUACCCCGAUCUCCUGGAUCCAGGGCUUGAGCCAUCGCAAUCUGUCCGGCGAAGACUACACCGACUGCUCGUUCAUCUUCCUCUACAUUUUGUGCACCAUGUCCAUUCGCCAGAACAUACAGAAAAUGUUGGGCUUUGCCCCAUCGCGUGCCGCCAGCAAACAGGGCGGUGGUCUCUUUGGUGCGCCACCAGGACAGUUCAAAUAGUAAAAUGAAACUUUAAUCAUGUACAAUAAAUACAUUGUACUUACAACAGACACUAA